CUUACCUCAGCAGCAACAUGCACAGCCAUGGCCAACGCUCAGGCUCCUUUCUCCUUUCCUCUGGCCCACUUCCUCGUCUUCAUCUUUGUGACUUCCACCAUCAUCCACCUCCAGCACAGAAUAGUGAAGAUUCCACCUCUGUCAGAGAUGCCCAUAGGAGACGCAGCAGUCACAGAGAUGCCAGGGAGUGGCGAGAUGCCAGGGAGUGGCCAGCUACAGGGCAUGUUCACCAUCAAUUCCAUUGGCCGCCUGGGGAACCAGAUGGGCGAGUAUGCCACGCUGUUCGCCCUGGCCAGGAUGAACGGAAAGCCCGCAUUCAUCCCCGCGUCCAUGCACAGCGCCCUGGCGCCCAUUUUCAGGAUCAGCCUGCCGGUGCUGCACAGCGACACUGACAGGAAGAUCCCGUGGCAGAACUACCACCUCAAUGACUGGAUGGAGGAGCGGUACCGCCACAUCCCGGGGCGCUAUGUGCGCCUCACAGGGUACCCGUGCUCCUGGACCUUCUACCACCACCUGCGCCCUGAGAUCCUGCAGGAGUUCACCCUGCACGACCAUGUGCGUGAGGAGGCCCAGGCUUUCCUGCGUGGCCUGCGGGUGAAUGGGAGCCAGCCGAGUACGUUUGUGGGUGUCCAUGUGCGCCGGGGGGACUAUGUGCAUGUCAUGCCCAAUGUGUGGAAGGGCGUGGUGGCUGACCGCGGUUACUUGGAACAGGCCCUGGACAGGUUCCGGGCACGUUAUCCAUCUUCAGUCUUCGUGGUCACAAGCAAUGGUAUGGCCUGGUGCAAGGAGAACAUCGAUGCCUCCCGAGGGGAUGUGGUGUUCGCUGGCAAUGGUAUCGAGGGUUCGCCAGCCAAGGACUUUGCACUCCUCACCCAGUGCAACCACACCAUCAUGACUAUUGGAACCUUCGGGAUUUGGGCGGCCUACCUGGCAGGUGGGGACACCAUCUACCUAGCCAACUACACCCUUCCCGAUUCUCCCUUCCUCAAAAUCUUCAAGCCAGAGGCAGCCUUUCUACCCGAGUGGGUGGGCAUCCCGGCAGACCUGUCCCCACUCCUUAAGCACUAACACGAGCCAAUCCUUGGUUCCCCUUCUAUCUCUAAGCAGGAGGAGCUAUGGGUUAGACUCACAAGAAGAACCUUCUCUCUGGAAGAAGUGUG
Molecule: messenger RNA, 1160 nt
Organism: Onychomys torridus (southern grasshopper mouse)
Lineage: Eukaryota; Metazoa; Chordata; Mammalia; Rodentia; Cricetidae
Gene: Fut2
Product: fucosyltransferase 2
Exons: 2
Coding region: 28-1068 (346 amino acids)
Biological process (GO): carbohydrate metabolic process
Cellular component (GO): membrane
Molecular function (GO): galactoside 2-alpha-L-fucosyltransferase activity
Source: RefSeq, a predicted model, not a curated record